This is a messenger RNA of Parnassius mnemosyne (clouded apollo), 2714 nucleotides long. The record is from the annotation of a GenBank genome assembly. Lineage: Eukaryota; Metazoa; Arthropoda; Insecta; Lepidoptera; Papilionidae.
GUGGUACUCUAUACUAACCUCAAUUUCGGUACUUCUUAAUUUGAGGUGAGCGUUGUUUUCAUUUGGUGUUAUUAAAAUCGUUAAAAAUGGAUAUUAACAUGAUUGACUUGAUGGAUUUAGAAGAUUUGGACAUGCUAGACACCACUCGGCGACCUGAUAGACAUCGACAUCGUGUGAAUCCGUUUGAAUUGAGUGACGAAGAUUUUAGGUAUAAGUAUAGGUUCUCAAAACGUUUCGGAGAAAAAAUAGUGGGUAUCUUACGUGAGCAUUUAGUGCACGACCCUCGAGGAUGCCCAUGGAGUCCUGAAAUUCAAGUGGUUUGUGCAUUAUGCAACUGGGCUCGCCAUGAAAUUCAAGACGAUACAGCUGAUUUACAUGGUGUGUCUCAACCAGUAGUGGUUUGUGACGCUGACCUGAAAAUCAUGGACAUUGUUACCAGGUGGCGUGGUAGUGUACAUGACUCCAGAAUAUUCCGAGAAUGUAGACUAAAACAGAGGUUUGAGGCUGGUGCAUUCUCUGGAAUAUUACUUGGUGACAGUGGCUAUCCUUGUACCCCUUACCUAUUUACACCGCUGCUGAACCCCACAACACCACAAGAAGAAAGAUAUAAUAGGAGCCAUAUCCGUACCAGGAACACAGUGGAAAGAUGUUUUGGUUUGUGGAAGCAACGGUUUCGUUGCCUAUUAAGAGGUAUGUUUGGAGAUAUUGAAACAGCAAAAAAAAACAAUUGUUGCAUGUGCUGUACUACACAAUAUGGCCAUCGACAUGAGAGAAGAUGUGUUUUCUGGUGAGAGAGAUAGCAUUGAACAAUAUUCAUCUGAACCUAUAGUACAAAGAUAUAUUGCACCAUCAAUAAGGGGAAAUAUUAGAAGAAGACAGUUUAUUGAAACUCAUUUUCAAGAUAAUACCCAUUUAUAAAGGAAAAUAUUUCUGCAGAGCCGUUGUCAGCUGUCAAAGAAUAACGACUACAUAUUCACCAAUAUGAAAUAAAUUCAGGGGAGUAUUGUGAUAAUAUUUCAUUUAUUGAGCAAAAUGCUUUUAUUUAGGCUAUAAAUGAUUGUGUUUCAGGGAAAGAUGCGGGGUACAGCACAUUCCACAUCAAUAUGAAGCUAUAUUAUAUAAAGAUUUAAGUGCUUUAGAGAUAUGUUUAGAUUUUUUAAUAAAUAUCGUCCCUCCUCUACAUUCACAGCCGGAUUUCCUUUCCAGAGGUGCACGGGUCCACGGGGAGUAGGACUGUAUGAUGACUAAGUAAUUAGGUUUAGUUUUUUUUAUUAUAGUUUUUUACUAUUGUAUAUUAUAUUUCAUUGUUAUGUAAAUAAAAUGCAUAUUAAUUAUAAUUAUUUAUUUUAAUUAUUAAUAAAAGAUGUACAAAUAUUUGCAGCAAUUUAGUACCUGAAAAUAAUUGUUUCAUAUAUGAGGAUAUUUACAAACAUGUAUCUGAUAUAGUCUCAAAUAUUUAGUUUUUUUUAUAGGAUAAUGGUGAUAAACACAGUCUACCACACACACACACAUACACACACACAGUCCAUCUGAUGUUAAGUAACUGCUGUGGUGCAUAGACGUCCACAUCUAUCCUCGACUACAAAUCAAAAUGCAGAUGCGUUGUCACCCGUGUGGAGUAAGAUGGAAUGCCUCGUUUCCUGUAAAAGAGGUCUCUCUCAUACAAAAUUUGUACAAAAAUUUAUCCAAAAUUUGUCAAUAAACAAGUUUAAAUGUUUUAUUAAAGAAAAAUUUUAUAAAAAGGUUAUUAUAAUAUCAAAGAAUACAUAAAUGAGAAUAUUGGAAAUACUGGAAUUGAGGUGAUCGCCACCAUGGUGGUUCUAUUAAAAUUCAUUUAAAAAUUGUACAAAUAAAAUUAUUGUUAAGAGAAAUAUGUUUAUAAAAAAGUCCCGCUGGGUUUCUUACUAGUUCUUCCCAGGACUGAGGUAUUUUCCGAACCAGUGGUAAAUAAAAAAUGUCUUUCAAUAAGUAUUCUGUAAUAAUCUAUAUUUAAUAAAAAUCAUUCUAUUCUAUUCUCAUUCUAUAAACUCACCAUAAUAAACACAGCAGCAUUAAGCUGCUAUUUAACUUGUGUUUUUCUGACUUUCUAAUAAAAAUAUUUGUAACUCUAAUUUUCUAAUUUUUAGGUUAGCUAUUUUAAUAUUGUAUUUAUGUUCCUCUUCCAUCAUUUCCAGUUGUCUUUUUUUAAAAUCUGUGUUACUUUUUACAAUUGUUUGGUGUACAUCUUCUCUUCUGUAAAAUGAAAUGGAAUACUUAAUGUAAGUUUUGUAGUUAUUUUAGAAAUUUACAAAGUAUUCUAGAGUAAUAAAAGUGCACUUAACCUUGUACACCAAUUAAAGAAAUAUUUUUUAAUUAUUUUUAAAUCAAUUCAUAUUAAACUUUGCUUUUAAUAUUUGAAAACAUGAAACAAUUUUCAGUGUUUAAAUACUAAUUUUCACAUUUUAAAAAGUAUGUAAUGUAUCAGACUAUGUAAUUUUUUCAACUUACCUAUUUUGCAAGCUAUUUUUCCUGUUUUUAAUUUUUGUUAUACCCCUAGUAAUAAUAUCUUUAUUGUUGGUUAUUUUCACCAUUUUGGCACUUUCUUCUGUAUCUGUAGUUGGAUCUAUCUCUAAAAAUUAAUAUAAAUAAAACAGUUUUAGAAAAUUAACAUUUAUAAUAUUUACAAACUUGUAUGCAUAUGAUUGUAACUAUAAUAAUAAUAUAUUUUGCUUUUU